AUCCAAAUCCGUUACCAUGAACGCUUAUCAACCUCCAUCUUCUUCUUCGCGGCUUUUGCUCUGCCGCGCAACAAUGGCGGUUUUCGGCGGCGCUAAUUUGGGCUCUGUUUCUUUCUCCUCUCAUCUAUUCGACCAACAGUCUUGUUUUCUCUCUUGCCCUCUUAGACUCCUCUCCUCUUCUUCUUCUUCUUCUUCAAAUAGAAAUUCUCUCCUCUGCGUCGUCAAAUCCUUCUCAGGCUCCGUCACCGCCGAUACCGAUACGAAUUCCGAUCAAUCCUCCGUCCUUUCCGCCUCCAAUUCUCUUCUCCGGGAUACCUCCGACGAUGCCGGAUCCACUCGGAUGUCUAGCGAUUGGAAAACGGCAAAGGCUUAUUGUAAGAGUGGUGAGACAUUUGAAGGUGAAGUCGAAGGCUUUAAUGGUGGAGGCUUGCUUGUUCGUUUUCAUUCUCUUGUGGGUUUUCUUCCUUAUCCACAAUUAAGCCCUUCACGUUCUUGUAAAGAGCCUCAGAAAAGCAUUCAUGAGAUAGCUAAGACUUUGGUCGGUUCAAAACUUCCUGUAAAGGUUGUUCAAGCUGAUGAGGAGAAUAGAAAGUUGAUAUUAUCUGAGAAGUUAGCACUAUGGCCAAAGUAUUCACAAAACGUUAACGUUGGGGAUGUGUUUACCGGAAGAGUAGCUUCUGUUGAGGACUAUGGUGCUUUUAUCCACUUGCGCUUCGAUGAUGGUCUUUAUCAUCUAACCGGACUAGUGCAUGUCUCUGAAGUAUCGUGGGAUUAUGUUCAAGAUGUUAGAGACGUACUACGCGAUGGUGAUGAAGUUCGGGUCAUAGUCACGAAUGUUGACAAAGAGAAAUCAAGGAUUACACUAUCCAUCAAACAACUAGAAGAUGAUCCUCUUCUUGAAACAUUGGACAAAGUGAUUCUGAAGGACAGCUCUGCGGGAUCUCCUUCGCUAAGCUCUAACAAUGGCGAUACAAUUGAACCUCUUGCAGGUCUGGAAUCAAUUCUUGAAGAGCUAUUACAGGAAGACGGAAUAGAAGCAGUGAGAAUCAACCGGCAAGGAUUUGAGAAAAGAGUGGUUUCACAAGAUCUUCAACUUUGGCUCUCAAAUACACCACCUUCUGAAGGGAAGUUUGUUCUUCUUGCACGUGCUGGAAGACAGGUGCAAGAGAUACACUUGACUACGUCUCUGGAUCAACAAGGAAUCAAGAAAGCGCUUCAGCGAGUACUAGAACGCGUCCCAUGAGAACCCCUAAGAGAUUUGCUUCUUGGCCACAAAAUUAGCUCUAUGCAUCUCUUUCAACAUUUGGUCACUGUACUUUGAUUCUUUAUCAGCACAGGCAAAUGUACUUCAAGUGGGAUCUACUAGUCCUUCAGAAAGCUAAAAAGGCAAUGCAAUUCAUUUGUAUGUUGUAUGUCACAAACUACCUAUGAAAAUAUAUGUUUAUACUCAAUUGUUUUGGUUCA
Molecule: messenger RNA, 1464 nt
Organism: Eutrema salsugineum
Lineage: Eukaryota; Viridiplantae; Streptophyta; Magnoliopsida; Brassicales; Brassicaceae
Product: 30S ribosomal protein S1
Exons: 10
Coding region: 17-1243 (408 amino acids)
Molecular function (GO): nucleic acid binding
Source: RefSeq, a predicted model, not a curated record